Messenger RNA from Onychostoma macrolepis, 7953 nucleotides. It is a transcript of the gene htr2b, whose product is annotated as 5-hydroxytryptamine (serotonin) receptor 2B, G protein-coupled. Gene Ontology annotation, molecular function: G protein-coupled serotonin receptor activity; neurotransmitter receptor activity. Gene Ontology annotation, biological process: G protein-coupled receptor signaling pathway, coupled to cyclic nucleotide second messenger; regulation of behavior; heart development. Gene Ontology annotation, cellular component: dendrite; plasma membrane. The record is from RefSeq and is a predicted model, not a curated record. The coding region runs from base 5229 to 6245 and encodes 338 amino acids. The transcript has 3 exons. Lineage: Eukaryota; Metazoa; Chordata; Actinopteri; Cypriniformes; Cyprinidae.
AUUCUGGCAGUGUCAUUGGAGAGAAAACUCCAGAAUGCCACUAACUUCUUCCUGAUGUCUCUGGCUGUGGCCGAUCUGCUGGUGGGAUUGCUCGUCAUGCCCAUCGCUCUCGUGACUGUGCUAUUUCAAUGAAGACACACAGAAGUCAAGCACUCUUCAAAACAUUUCUGGUGUAAACAUGCCUCACAAGUUUCAAACUACACAACAUCUGCCAAGCUACUACUAUUAUCGUUAUGAUGCCAGCUUGGCUUUCAGUUCCGAUGCCAAACACCCCAGUCCAUCUAUUAUUUCUCAUUAAUUAGACCUGAUGACAUUUAUUGAACCUUAUUUGCUGCACCUUGUCUGUUUCAGGUUGUUUACUCGACCAUAAUUUGGCUCUUGAACAAGAACCUUAAAGGGACAAUCUAGCAAUGAAAUUCAGUCGUUAUUCGCUCAACUUCAUGUCAUACCAAACCUUAGGACUUUCAAUGUGGUCCAAGGUUUGGAACAACAUUAGAGUAAAUGACUGAAUUUCCAUUUUUAGGGUGAAUUAUCCUUUUAAGACUGCUGGGUAGAUUACGUAUAAAUUGUAGUCCGUUACGGAUUCCAAAUUGCAUGGCGAAACUUGUAGUUAGUUACGUAAUCCAUCACAUAACACAUUUUAGGUAAUAUAAUCAGACUACUUUUUGAUUACUUUUGACCUAACUUUUGACCUAAAAAACCCCCCCAAAAAAACCAACAUGAUUGUGUACUAUAUAUUGUUAUAAACAAACAAAGUGAAAGAAAAUAUAUUUAAUUCGUUGUUAUUAACAACAUGAAGUGCAUUAAACCAAACUGGGGUUUGUAAAGAACUGCAAGGUAAAUAAAAAGAAUGUGUGCAUCAGUAGCUGAUGCAAUGUUGAAAUGUUGAGAAAACACUUUUUUAUUUUUUUAUUAAAAUAAGUCUGGUAAAUUAUAGCGACAUGACUAGUCUUUGUGUGAAGGUCCACAAACUGGAAGACUUUCUGAGUGUAUAAGCGGCAGGCUAUUUUAGAAAGAAAUGUUUAAAUGAUGAAAAAGAAGAAUUAGGGAGAAUCAAAUUAUAAAUACUGCUAUUAGGUAAAUAUGUAAUCAAUAAAAAUGUAACUGUAGUUUGAUUAGGACUAUUUUAAAAUGUAAUAAUCUAAUAUUACAACAAGUACUUAACAAGUACUGCAAUCCAGAUUACAUGUAAUUAGUUGCUACUUUAAGUCCAGUUACGGACUGGAAAAUAUUUUAACAGAUGCUAUUCAUCCAAAAUAAAUGGUCAAACACUGUGUUGGAGAAAUUGGAAGAAAACGUAACCCAAAGAUGGGUAAAGGUGGGCUUCUGUUGGAUGUUUUUGUUGAAAACCUCAAGCCCAAACUUGGUUUAAGUAGCCAAGUUAAAUCAAGCCUUGAUGACACAAAGAAACUGAAGAUAGGAUGGGAAAAUGACUUGCAAACAGCUUCUAAAGGUGUUCCACAGAAGGAAAACCAUGUGUGAAUGCAGACAGAGAAAGAAGGGUUUCGCCAAACAGCUGAAGCUUACCAGAAGUCAUGAACACUGACAGGUAAUUAAAUCAAAUUACCUUUGGAGGAAGGGGUACAAGAAUACAAUAUGUUGAGUGCCACAAUUUAUUGACCAAGACAGCGGUAACUCUAGACGUUAAUUCGCAACAUAAUAACUCGCGAUUAAAUGUAAUCAUAAAAAUUAAAAGCAACCUUUACCUACUGGAGUAAAUCAACGCUUUCAGUCUUGUGGAGGUAAGAUGUGCUUGCUAAAACAUUAAAACCAAAUGUCCAAAGGCCGCGUCUACAUCUGUGGACCAGGUGAAGACAGGAACUGAAGUUAAAGCCAUGAAAAACUCAUGAACUCUGUGAAAACCUACACAGCGCUUGAUAAAGAGUCUCAGCAAGGCUAAAAACAAGAGCCUACUAUGGAGAGCACACCACAAAUGUGUUUCUCUGAGAACCAGAGAAAUAUUUACAUGAGGAAGUUGAGACUUGGCGGCGCAAACCUAAAGUGUGGUAGAGCAGAGUGAGUCUUUAUUUUGCUUUCAGCAAGAGAGGGCACACUUACCUGUCAGUCUAUAUGGGAACUAGGGCUGGACGACAUAGUAAAUCUGUUCGCUUAGAUAUUGUCUUGCCUACAAAAUCUAAGCAAUAUCAAUUAUUUUCAAGUGCCAUGACAUUUGAACAAACUUGAGUUAUCACCCAAAAUCGUUUAUAGGGGGUUCUAUGUGGUAUAUUUCAUAUACUAAAGUGUUUGGGUGAAUAUUAUUUAAGUAAAAACAUUUGAUUGCUAUAUUGACACAUAUAAAUUAGCAUAACCUUUUAUAGAUUUUUAUUGUUUUAGUUCUUAGGCUGCAGUCACUUUAGCCAGAAUGUUGUGGGAAAAAGAUCCAGUGUCUAUUGUCAACAGUGUAGUGAUGUAUGAAGCACAACUCACACAAUCGCUUUCAAAUCAAGUGGCUAUCUGUUGGUCAACACAGCUAAUUCGCAUUGCAAAAUCUGUUGAUAAUCUUUCACCCUUACGCAAAAUUCCCAAUUGCAUGGAUUCCUAUAACAAUGACUGUAUUUUGCAAUGGAAAAUAGUGUAAAUGCUGACCGCACAUUUACACUCUACAAAAUUAUUUCAGAUUCAACAUUGAGAAUCUAUUGAACAAUAGACUUGGGCUUUUUGGAUAAAAGUUUCUGUGAUUGGGAGAAACUGCAUAGUUGACAAUUUUACAAAAAUGUAAGCACACAAAUACAGAAUAGUGUCAUCUAAUGCAGGCUGUCAAUCAAAAUUAACCGUAUAUAUUAAUCCACUUAACUUUUAAAGUUUUGAAAUAUACUUUUAUAUUGCAAUAAUUUCACACACAAUCUUGAAAUUAACGUAGAAAACAUAAUGACAGUACUUUUUUAAAUAUUUGUUUAGUGGCAUCUUUUUUAUGACCGAAGGCGAGCAUCACUGAUGUCUCUGAAUUUUUGUUUUUUUCUUUUCCUUUUUAACCAUUGACUAUAAGCAUUCAACAUUACAAUAUAAUUGAGAGCUAUCAAUUUUAAAAUUUAUAAGACUUUAAAAAAUAACUUCUAAUUUAAGUGAAUUUAAACAAUCUUCACAUAAACCCAUUAUAAUAAAUGUCAUAUUUACAUAUGCCCUUUAGCAAAUAGGAAAUAUAACCUACAGAAAUUGAAUAAAGUUAUCAAACACCAAAUUCUAAAUUAAAUAGGCUAUAGAUGAAUCCUUAAAGCUACAAAAGCAAUUGAUUUCUUCUUUUUUUUCUCUUUUGUUCUUUGAUAAACAGACAUCACAGCAGCUGGGUUAUUAGCUUAUUUGGCUGCUAUUACUUUAAGAGCUGCCGCUGACGUGGAUCUGAAGCACUUGUAGAACUUUUCAUUAACGCUUUAAUAUGAAAUGAUACAGGCUACAGCGCGCUGCCAUAUUUGUGCGUGCAACUGAAGAGCAUGCACUACGAGCAAAGUAUAACGGCUGACAGGACAGAAAGAUUUGUUUUUACUAACUUGUGGCCUGACAAAAUCUCAUUACUGUUGCUCCUCGUCACCUGUACUGUUUACGUGCUCGUUUGACUCACGCCUGUCGCUGAGGUGGAGUGUGCAUCUGAAAAAAAUCUCCUGUUUUAUGUGGUCAUAAAGAUGUUCUGCAUCUAAAUAAACACACUUCGUCAACGAGACUGAAGCUGCAGUUGUGAGUGGGGUGGUCAACCCUAGCUCCGCCCCUGCGUUAACUGCGUUAAAUUCGAAAAAUUAAUAGAAUAAUCGAUUGCGUUAACAUGCUAAUUUCGACAGCACAUACAUACACAUACAUAUGAACAGUAAGAUUUUUAAUGUUUGAACCAUUCAAAAACUUGGAGUCAGUAUUUUCUAUUAUUUUUUGGUCAAGAAAUUAUAGAAAUGAAUUCAACAAUCAUGCUGGUUAAAUUAGUUUGCCUCAAAUGACUGCAAAAACAUGCUGGAUUCAGAAAACCUAGCUGGCAAUAAUGUAGCCCUCUCUGAGGAGCUUCUGUGAGGAUCUGUUUAGUGAAGAUGGGUGAUCUGACCAAUGCCAGUCUUCAACAUCUGGUUAUAGGCUCUCCAAACCAUGGAGGUCCGCUCACACACACAAGUUUGGAGAUACACUACGGUUGAGGUCCAUGAAGGCAAGAAAUCAUGUUUAAAAUGUAAGCACACAUUGUGAAACUGAGACCCAAAAGUUUACACAAAAUCUAACUUUGUUAAACCAGUAACCUGAAGUAUUUGGAGGAGCUUAUUAAGAGAUGUACGAUGUAUUUUAUGAAAAAUUUCACUAAAUUUAGCAUUUUACCUUCCUUUUCAUUUCUGGUAAAUGUGGAAUUGUCAUGAGAGCAAUAAUACGGCAUGUACCACACAGUUUAUCUGUUUUACUUGAGCAUGAAAAAGACCAACAAAAACUGAAGAGAUAAAAACAAUGUAAUCUUUUUCAAAGGCUUUAAACAACAGCAUUUGUAACUGCAAUGGGAUGAGGACCAACUCGAUUAUCCACCAUUUCACGUCUGUCACUAAAAUAAACAGCGUCACUGGAGAGCUUGAUGAAUAGUGCAAAAGCCCCUGAAUGUUUAAUCUUUUGAAUUGUUUGUGUUAAACUCAAGCUUGUUUCUAUUUAUUUAAUAAUGUUAAGAUCCACUAAAUACAAGAUGGGAUGCAAAGGCUGCGAUGAAUUUAAAGCAAUGCAUUAAUGUUCAUGUCCAAACAAGAUAUCAAAAAACAAGGAAAACUAGUCUACAAUAUUUACAUUUAAGGCGAGCCUGAUUUGUCAAGAAACACUGGGAAAUCCUUAAUCAUCUGAAAGGAUUAGCAAAAAUGUUUUAUAUGAAUUAGUAAAAAAAAAAAAACUGUAUUGCAUUGUUUAUUCCAUGUCACUCAUUUAUUUUCCCACCAUGAAAGAUCUGUGAUUUACAACAUAUUUAACUUAAUCUGAAGUUCUUCAUAGGUGACUGAAGAGAAGAACAUUUAGGAGAAUAGGUUUGGGCAGCAUUUUUCCAGAAACACUGAAUGGCACAAUAACUCUGAUGAAAGCCAUGCUAAGUUAGCGUGCAUGACAUGAUGUUGAAAAGAUGUCUUUAAAAUGUGUGUGUCCCAUCACAAAGAGUUGGACCUAGUUUAAAUUCAGAGAGCCCACUGAUUAGUGCUUAAUAUUCUCUUCAUAUUUCAGACUCCAGAUGGCCCCUUGCAGAUUUCCUGUGCCCUAUCUGGCUGUUCCUGGAUGUCUUGUUUUCAACUGCCUCCAUCAUGCACCUGUGUGCCAUCUCCCUCGACCGCUACAUUGCGAUCAAGAAACCAAUCCAGCACAGCCAGUUCAAAUCCAGAGCUAAAGCGCUGGCUAAGAUCACACUUGUCUGGCUAAUCUCUAUAGUUAUCGCAAUACCCAUUCCAAUCAAAGGGCUACAAGUCUUCGACCAUCCAAACAACGUCACCUUCAACAACAACCACACCUGUCUGUUGUCGCCAGAAGGUUUUGGGGACUUCAAAGUGUAUGGGUCUUUAACGGCUUUCUUUAUACCACUCACAAUUAUGAUGAUUAUCUACUUGCUGACAAUCCAAGUACUGCGCAAGAAGGCCUAUCUUCUGAGAUCAAGAGCUGCAAGGCCCAGUAUUUCCACAGUCUUCCACCAGGAGCUGCCGGGUCUCUCUUCGCCUGAGAAAGUGGUCAUUGCAAAUGGAAUAAAAAGGGACCGAACACUGCAUCCAGUCACAGGGGGCGAGGUCCCUCUCCGCAGGAUGUCCACCAUAGGAAAGAGGUCCAUGCAAAACUUGAGCAAUGAACAAAGAGCAUCAAAGGUUCUAGGGAUUGUAUUCAUGUUGUUUGUUGUGAUGUGGUGUCCUUUUUUCAUUACCAAUGUGACUUCUGUACUCUGUCAAGGGUGCAACAGUAAUCUAGUGGAACAGCUGUUGGAUAUCUUUCAAUGGGUGGGCUACGUUUCAUCGGGAAUCAACCCGCUGGUUUAUACGCUGUUCAACAGGACAUUCAGGCAGGCCUUUAGGCGCUAUAUCACAUGUAACUACAGUCGUGUAAGGACUCCAAAAAUGCAACGGAGAAACAGAAUUUCUUUUCGGCCAUCGGUGACCGAAAACUCAAAACGGUUUAUAAAACAUGGUAUGCAGAACGGCAUCAGCCCUGUAAGUUACCAGAGUCCUCUCCGGCGUCGUCCCACGCACCUGCAGACCUCUGCAAACAUCACGCUGGACACAUUGCUUCUGACGGACAAUGAAGACUGUAAACCUGACGAACACGUAAGCCACGUGUAGUACAUCCGAUACACUUUCGGAUAAGAAGCCAAGAUAGAGAUGUGCCAGUCGUUCAGUGCCAAAAGCCCACAAGCUCUCAUGGGAACCAAUGAGAUAUGGUCUAAAAUGGUUCAGAAGGGCUGCAUAAAAUGGUCAGGGGUUUUUGUUUUGCAUGGCCGCUAAUAUCACACUUGGUCGCACUUUAUUUUAAAGGUCCAAUUCUCCCCAUUAACAAGUCAUUAACUACAACUUUUGCCCUCAAUAACCUCGUAAUUUACUGCUUAUUAAUAGUUAGUAAAGUAGUAGUUAAGUUUAGGUACUGGGUAGGAUUAGGGAUGUAGAAUAUGGUCAUGCAGAAUGCGUGUUUUAUAAGUACUAAUAAACAACCAAUAUAUAAUAAUAGGCAUGCUAAUAAGUAACUAGUUACUAGUGAGAAUUGGUCCCUUUACUAAAGCGUUACCUAAUACUCCAUCUUAAAUCCUUGGAUUGGGAGACAGAUUGGCACUUAAGAUGAACGUUUAAGAACCCCCAAAAGACACAAAUAGCUUUGGGGUGUGAAAGUAACGGCCAGCCUAAUAAUUGGCGGUACUGUGAAAAUAAACACAGUACUUACGGCAAAGAGAGGAGUAUUUUUGCACAUCCCAAAGUUAGUAGACAGGGUCUACAAUGUGAAGCCAAAAUAAGAUAUCUUCUCAAUAUAAGCACAAUAAAUUACAUCUCCACUUACCUUCUGUAUACAAUGAAGAAAAAUAAUAAAUGCUUCACUAAGUUAUGGCAGGUCUUCUUUACUUCUGUAGACUGAUCUUGAAUCAAAAAUGCCUUUGAACAUGUAAGAAAUGACUUUGUAGAUACUCUCAUUUUUCAAGAUUCUUCUGAACUAUUGCUAAAUAAACUUUUUUUCAGAUAAAAUUAGUUGACAUUAUGAUUUCAUUACGCGUUCAGAAAAUAUUUCUUGCAUACUGAAUAUGCAGAAACAUUUGAACUUAGUGUUUGUUUUGGCUAUUGCUCAGUUUAUAAUUGCACAAAAAGCAUGUCAAUGGUGCUACUUUGAAGUUGUGAAAAAUGCAUUACUAUGAAGAAAAAAAAAAAGAAAAAGAAAAAAAAAAAAAUCAACCAUGUUUUACAGCAUUAUCUUAUGGUGAAAAGAUUCCUUUCAUAUUUGUAGUGAGUGAUAAAUCAACAUCCACAACAGAAGGUGUAUAGUCAUGACUUGCAAGUGCAACAGGGAUAGGAGGCCUGUCGGACAGACGACAGAAACCUGUUGAAUUGUUGCAGCUCUGUGCACUCUCUAAACACAGGAAGGAUUUAUAUAGAUUUUUUUUAUUUAUUUUUUUUAACUCACAAUUGAUCAUAGGAUUAUCGCAUGGCCUUUUUAGGGCUUAAAAUAGUUCACCAGUUCUACUUGGCCAAGAACCAGAGGGGGUGUCUGAGGGGGAAUUUACUGCCGGCAAAAUAAAAAUAAAAAAAGAAGCAUAUGGGACAACACAACAUGUUCUACCCUUGCAUGCAGGGUGUUUAAAGGUGCAAGCUGUUUUUGAUCAAAAUCUGUGGUUGGGCCUAUGAUUAAAAACUACUACUUCAAAGUAUUUUUGCCAUGAAACUGUUGAUUUUUGAGGUCAACAAAUGUUGCCAUUUAGAUUGAUCCAUGAUCAAUGCUGGCUAUUUCAAGAUUUACUCAACAUCCAGAUGUUUUGAAGUUUGUAGUGUAGCGGACAUGACCCUAAAACAC